UAAUGAAUUAACAGCGUCGACUUUCUCCUGCUCCAUCAAGUCCUAUUCAACGUAAUGCAAUAAUAUCAUGUAUUAUAUAUCAUAUAAAUUAGAACAUUCUAAUCGAUUUCAAUUCCUAUAAGUAACUCCAUCAACUCAUCCUAUUCAAUAUGUCUAAAUGUAGAAUUGUAAGAAUCAAACUUAUAAAAUUAGAUAAUGAAGCUAGAUAAAUCUCUAGAGAGAGAGACAACAAUCAAAUCCCUUUUUAGUAAUAGUAAGUAUGCCCAAAAGGAUUUUAGAGUCUGAGAAUAAUGAGUUAACCUGAUGGUAAUUCAAGUAAGUCACCAGUUGUUCCAGUUAUGUAAUCCUAACCCAAUAUCAGACCUAAUACAAACUAAAAUUCUUUAUAAAUUUAUAUAGAUAAUGCUUUGAAAACUUAAAGAGAAGAAAUGCUAAAAUUAUUAGAAUAAUAAAAUAAAUAAAUAGAUUAUAUGAAUUAAUAAUAAUUAUUAAUAAUAUAAUAAUAAUAACAACAAUAAGAAAAGAAGAAAGAAUCAAUUAAUAUUGAGUCCUAAUUAAAUUAAGUUAAAGAAUAAUUACAUAUUUAAAUUACUUAAGCUUGUAGAGAAAUGAUUCAUAAAUUAUAAAAGCAAGAAUAAACUGACUUUAAGGCUUUACAAGUCUAAAUAGAGAAAUUAAAAUCUCAACUUUAUUAAAUUAAUUUAUCAACUAGCAAAUAGUCUGAUAAAUUAUAAUAAUCAUAUAAAGGGAAAGAAAAUGAAACAGAAGAAUAUUAAUAUAAAAAACAUAUACCUUAAAGAAAUUCAUUAGAUAAUUAUGAUUAAUAUAUUAAGAAAUAUGAAUAAUUCAAUAAAUAAGUAAAUGAUUACUUGAUUAAUCGAAAAAUACCUGAUCAUCUAAGCUCAAUAUUAAAUACUAGUAAAGAUUCAAAUAGUGAAAUACAUGAUAUUGAAUACAUAUAAUCAGAUCAUCCUCUUACUGAUAUUACAAAUAUACAAAAUACCAAAUAAAAUAAAUAAUAUUAAUCUUAACCAUUAUAAUAAAUUGCUUAACCAUCAAUCACUUAAUAAUUUAUGACUUAAAAAACUACAAUUUAAUCAAAUAAUUAAAUUAAUGAAGAUUCACCUAUAAAAGCAUUGAAUGAAUAAAUGAUGAUUGAUAGUUUAGAUAAUAUUAAUGUACAUGAUCCAAAUAAUUUAUAAAUUACUAAAGAAGAAUUUGAUCAAUUAAAAUGUACAAUAUUAACAUAAAUUAUAGCUUAAAGAAUGUCAACUAUACAUGAAAAUGAAGAUGAAGAUGAAGAAUUAAUGUAUUAAGUAGAUGAAAAUGGAUUUAUUCUUAGUUAAGAUGGACAUCCUUUAAUUGAUGAAACAGGAAAACGAAUCUAAUUAACAAAAUAAGAACUUCAAUUUUAUAAAAGUAAACUUCAUAGUUGA
Messenger RNA from Paramecium pentaurelia, 1436 nucleotides. The record is from the annotation of a GenBank genome assembly. Lineage: Eukaryota; Ciliophora; Oligohymenophorea; Peniculida; Parameciidae.